Messenger RNA from Trichophyton rubrum CBS 118892, 1320 nucleotides. RefSeq lists its product as uncharacterized. Gene Ontology annotation, molecular function: protein-macromolecule adaptor activity; protein binding. Bases 1 to 1320 code for a protein of 439 amino acids. Gene Ontology annotation, cellular component: nucleus. The record is from RefSeq and is a predicted model, not a curated record. Gene Ontology annotation, biological process: proteasome-mediated ubiquitin-dependent protein catabolic process. Lineage: Eukaryota; Fungi; Ascomycota; Eurotiomycetes; Onygenales; Arthrodermataceae. The transcript has a single exon.
AUGCAUAAGAACUCCAUAAUGGAUCUUGAAUUCUCCAGCGAUGAUAAACUGUUAGCCACAGCAUCCGGAGAUCAAACCUCCCACAUUAUUGAUAUGACUACCCAAACCCCUAUCUACUCUCUAUCCAAGCAUACUUGCUCCGUCAAACGGGUGCAGUUCCAGCCUGGAAGCAACAACAACGUAGUUGCAACGUGCAGCCGAGAUGGCAGCGUCAAUAUAUGGGACCUAAGGUACAAGGCCUAUGACAAGCCAGCUUUCCGGUUGCAAUGCUCUCUUGGUGACGAUGAUGAUGACACUCUCAGACCACCGGCUAAGAUGAAGUAUGCUCAAACGUCCAAGACCAUUACAGGUGCACAUCUGGAGAGAGCUCGUACCAAGUCCGAACAGGAAUCCCAGCUACGUCGUGAUGACACAACCGUCACCUCGGUUUCCUUCCUGAACCCAGGCCGUGAACAUUUGUUUGUUACCUCCUCAGAAUCAAACGCCUGUGUGAGACUGUGGGAUCUUCGAACUGCAUACACUUUACGACGAGCUGCUGUUCCGCUGGCUUCAACCCGCCAGCCAGACAGUCAUUCUCGCUUCCGCCAGUUCGGCCUGACCUCCCUGACAUUUAAUACAGACGGAAGUAGACUCUACACCCUCUGCAGAGACGGUACUAUUUAUGCAUAUUCGACCCCUCAUCUACUUCUGGGCAACUCUCCUGAAAUGUCACAGCCCAAUAACACCCCCGGACGACGAUAUCCUGCAGAAGAGGCUAAGGCCGGUCUAGGCCCUCUUUACGGUUUCCGUCACCCACGACUGAUGGUUGGUUCAUUUUUCGUCAAGCUGGGCCUCCGUCGAGCAGUUGACGAUAAGACUGAACUUCUGUCGGUUGGAAGCAGUGAUAACUGUGCCAUACUCUUCCCCGCAAAUGAAAGAUACCUUACUCCUUCCCUUGCAUCGUCCACCAACCAGCCUCCAUCUACCACUCCAACUACCAACACAUCGUUACCUCCCAUACAGUCCACUGCUGAACAUCGUCUCCGUCCUUGUCUUCGGAGAUCAAACUCCAGCUCAAGUCUCUCUGAGAGACUAGAACAUACUAUCCCCAUAUACCAACAUGGAACAGCCCUGGUUGAGGGCCAUAAUAAGGAAGUCACUGCUGUCUCAUGGGCACACGGGGGCGAAUUGGUCACUGUCAGCGAUGAUUUGCAUGCGAGAUGCUGGCGUGAGGGCCCCGCGGCUCGAAAACUCCGACGUGAUGGGGAUAUAAACGGACAACGAUGGCAGUGCGGUUGGGCAGACGUUAAGGACUCAUCCUAUGAUGACGACGAAGCGUAA